GGGCCGGGAGGCGCCGCCGUGUCAGUGAGCAGCUGCCGCCGCUGCAGUGCCCGCAGCCGGGGAACGGGGCCGCCCCUCGGGCGAGCGAGCGGCUCCUCGGCGGAGGGGAGGCUGUGGCGGCGCGGCGGGGCGGGUAAAUGGAUCGCCAUUCCAGCUACAUCUUCGUCUGGCUGCAACUGGAGCUGUGCGCCAUGGCCGUGCUGCUCACUAGAGGUGAAAUCAGAUGCUACUGUGAUGCUGCACACUGUGUUGCAACUGGUUAUAUGUGCAAAUCUGAGCUUAGCGCCUGCUUUUCCAGACUGCUUGAUCCUCAGAAUACACAUUCCCCACUUACUCACGGCUGCUUGGACUCUAUUGCAAGCACAGCUGAUAUCUGCCAAGCUAAACAGGCACAAAACCACUCUGGCACCACCAUGUCCACAUUGGAAUGCUGCCAUGAAGAUAUGUGCAAUUACAGAGGACUACAUGAUGUUUUGUCUCCUCCCAGGGGUGAGACUUCAGGACAAGGGAGCAGAUAUCAACAUGACAGCAAGAAUCUCAUCACCAAGGUGCAGGAACUGACCUCUUCAAAAGAAUUAUGGUUCAGGGCAGCUGUGAUUGCUGUUCCUAUAGCUGGUGGGCUGAUCUUGGUGCUCCUUAUCAUGCUGGCCUUGCGGAUGCUCAGGAGUGAAAAUAAGAGACUGCAAGACCAACGGCAGCAAAUGCUCUCCCGUUUGCACUAUAGUUUUCAUGGACAUCAUUCGAAAAAAGGGCAGGUGGCAAAAUUGGACUUGGAAUGCAUGGUGCCUGUAACUGGUCAUGAGAACUGCUGCAUGACCUGUGAUAAAAUGAGACAUUCAGACCUCAGCAAUGAUAAGAUUCUUUCGCUAGUCCACUGGGGAAUGUACAGCGGACAUGGGAAGCUGGAAUUUGUAUGACCAAUUAUUUUUUAAUCUGAGCUAAACUUACUCUCUGAACUCUUGAAGGCCUUUGGGUUCUGCUGGACAGGAGCACUUUAUCUUGAAACAAAAACUCACAGAUCAUCUGAGAAACAAAGGACCUCUGCAAACAGAAUCUUGGAUAUUUCUUCUGAAGGAUUCCAAAAGUUGUCUUAUUUGCACAGAGUAAAAUACACUCAAAUGUAUUGUUUGCUUUAAUGUUAUGAAAGCAAAAAUUAGAAGUUGUAAACACUGUCACCAGGGUUAUCUGAACUGUAGGGAGCUGAGAAUUGAGUUAUAAUAAACUGUAUGCAAGCUCCUAUGUUUCCUGACUUAUUGUAAAGAUUUUUUUAAAUAUAUAUAUUUUGUCUGAAA
Messenger RNA from Cygnus olor (mute swan), 1292 nucleotides. It is a transcript of the gene BAMBI, whose product is annotated as BMP and activin membrane bound inhibitor. Bases 138 to 917 code for a protein of 259 amino acids. Gene Ontology annotation, biological process: positive regulation of canonical Wnt signaling pathway; negative regulation of transforming growth factor beta receptor signaling pathway; transforming growth factor beta receptor signaling pathway. The transcript is spliced from 3 exons. Lineage: Eukaryota; Metazoa; Chordata; Aves; Anseriformes; Anatidae. Gene Ontology annotation, molecular function: frizzled binding. The record is from RefSeq and is a predicted model, not a curated record.